Molecule: messenger RNA, 846 nt
Organism: Exophiala bonariae
Lineage: Eukaryota; Fungi; Ascomycota; Eurotiomycetes; Chaetothyriales; Herpotrichiellaceae
Exons: 1
Coding region: 1-846 (281 amino acids)
Biological process (GO): tRNA-type intron splice site recognition and cleavage
Cellular component (GO): tRNA-intron endonuclease complex
Molecular function (GO): tRNA-intron lyase activity
Source: RefSeq, a predicted model, not a curated record
AUGGCCAGACCGACCUCAACCCAGCAACCGCCCGAACCAUCAGCAGUAUCCAAGCUGAUAGAUAGCUCCGGUGUGGAGACCGCAUCCGAAGCCGUCGCCCUCGAGAUCCUCCACAAUCUACGGUAUCAGCACGACUGGACCGAUCUCCGAUUACACGUCAUCCACAUCCAUGACCGUCCAAAACCAGGACAGGCAUCUGGGUUGGGACUGGGCUCUGGAGCAGGACUGAGCAAUCACGACGACGACGAAGACGGCGCAAACACAACGUCUACUUCCACAAUGAUCAAUCUCGAAAGCGACAGCUACCUAUCCCAACACCACCACCAGCAACAUCGCCAGACUACCACAUCCACAUCCACACCUACAUCAAUACCCAUACUGAACCACGAAGCACUCAGCUCGAGCAACGUCGUACAACUCAUCUCGGGUCUCCCACCACGCCACAGCUACAUCCACCCGGACCUGCAGCUGCAUUUGGUGAAGCACUCGAUCCCAGAGGCCUCACUGCCGGUGCAACGCGAGUUCGUGCUGCCGCUGAGCACGGCCGACCCGUGGACGCUGCGACGCUUCUGCGCCGUGUUUGAUGCGCUGUCGGAGCGUGCCACGGUCGUCGUGAACGCUGAUCAUAGUCCUGGCCCUCCUCCUGCUGUCGCUGGUGUUGGCGGUGGUGCAGCGACGAGAGUCAAUGGGACUGCGAAUCGGGCGAGACCAAUACCCCUGCACGAGCACAAAGACCAGAAACGCGUGUUGUUGGGCAUGCGGGCGCGAGAAGGCCGUGGUGGUGAUGGCACGGUCGUCUACUAUAUCAUGCAGGAAGGGGAGGUCAAGCCGCGACAGAACGGCUGA